AUGACAAAAACUCAAACGAGAAACCCAAAAAGACAUGUUGGAGGUACCACAAAGUGGGACACUUCAAAGGUGAAACUUCCAGGAAACUACAAAGGUUCGGGUGAAGCCGGUCCAAGUGGGUCCAAGGAUCCACCGACACAAACAGAGUCAGUUGCAAGCAAUGUUUACGAAACACCUAACGGCAGUAGGUAUUGGACGCCAGUUGUGCCGCCCAGUUGCAAACUCUUUGUCAAGGCCAGAUUUAGUUCGAUGGAAGCUGCUAUUGCAAUGUACGAGGAAUAUGCACAACUUGCAGGUUUUUGUACACGGUUGGGUACUUCUAAGAAAGAAAAGAUCGGCGACAAAGUAAUAACAAAUUUGCGAUAUGUCUUGUGUUCUAGAGCCAACAAACCUAAAGACACUGAUGGUCAACCAUCUGAGGUUGAUACUAUUUCCCCCAAAAGACGCUCAAACAUAAAAGUUACAGACUGUAAAGCCUGUGUAAAAUUUAAACGCGUGAAGGAUACAGAUGAGGUAGAGUUAUAUAAAUGGGUAGAACAACAUAACCAUGGGUUUACGUCUCCUGAAAAUCUUGAUUUAUCUCUAAAGAAGAGGAAGCAUGAUUUUUCCACCACCGAGUUUAUAGCAAAAUGCCGUAAUGCUAACAUUGGUCCCAUGAAAUCCCACAAACUUCAGGUUGUCAUAAAAGGUGGUCAUCAUAACGUACAGGGCACUGUUGUUGACUAUAAAAAUUGUGGUAGAGAUAUCCGAGAUUUCAUCGACAAAAGAGACGCCCAAAUGUUAGUUGAUAAAAUGAACGCAAGAUGCAAGAACAAAGAAAACUAUACUUUUGAUACCCAGAUUGUUGACACAGAACUCCAAUUGAUUUUUUGGUGUGAUAAUGUUUCGAAAAUGAAUUACGAAGCAUUUGGGGAUGUUUUGGCUUUUGAUGCAACGUACCACACGAACAUGUACGAUAUGAUUUUUGUUCCAUUUACUGGCGUUGAUCAUCACAAAAAAUGCAUGAUUUUUGGUGCUGGGCUGCUUCAUAACGAGACAAUCGAGUCAUACACAUGGCUUCUUCAAAAAUUUCUCCAAGCUCAUAACGGCAGACAACCUCUUUUGGUUCUAACCGAUCAGGAUUGUGCCAUGAAACAAAUCAAGGGAGACAACUUGACAAAUAUUGAGAUAAAAGAAAAGUUUCACAAGCUUGUUUGGAACGUCUAUAUCAAACCUGAAACAUUUGAGCAAAGGUGGAAUUCAUUGAUUACUGAAUAUGGGUUAGAGUCUCAUAAAUGGUUGACAGAGAUGUUUUCAAUUCGGGAGCAAUGGAUUCCGGGUUACUUUCGUGAAAUACCCAUGAGCACUUUAAUGAAAACGACAUCCAGAUGCGAAAGUGCAAAACACAUGUUCAAAGCAGACUCGAGCGCACAUAAUACAUUAGUUCAAUUUAUGUUGUGUUAUGACACGUCCAUCGAUGGGUUAAGAAACAAGCAACGGGAAGUUUGCAAUCAUACUGAGACCACCAACCCAGAAAAAUUCAAAACAAGCUACAGGAUUGAACGUCAUGCGAACGUCGUUUACACAAGGAAAAUUUUCUACGAGGUUCAAAAGCAAAUUUUCAAUGGUACAGAAUUUAGGUACAUUGCGGAACGGUCACUGGUUGAUGGCGUUCAUUGUUUUACAGUUGCUCAUCUAGAUCACGAAAAGGAAGUUGUUAACGAGUUCAAGGUUAGCCAACUAUCACUACUUACUAACAUUAUUACCUAA
Messenger RNA from Helianthus annuus (common sunflower), 1749 nucleotides. Its product is annotated as protein FAR1-RELATED SEQUENCE 5-like. Lineage: Eukaryota; Viridiplantae; Streptophyta; Magnoliopsida; Asterales; Asteraceae. The coding region runs from base 1 to 1749 and encodes 582 amino acids. The transcript is spliced from 4 exons. The record is from RefSeq and is a predicted model, not a curated record. Gene Ontology annotation, biological process: regulation of DNA-templated transcription.